UAUAAGACAGUGAGAGUCAGAUGAACUCAGUCAGAUGUACGCAGAGCCUCACAACUGAAGGAAAGGUGAAAUACCCAAACCUGAAGAAUGAGAGUGAGCUGAACCGACAGUAAACACUAAAGCUGUUAGGAGUCCAUAACAAGUGCAAUGGAGGAUCAAAUCAUGCUUGAGAGAGAGAUCAGACAGGAAUUUGAGCGUAUAAUAGCAGAGAUGGAGUGGGGAGAGGUGCUCUCAACUCUUAACGACAUGUUAGGAGACAUGCUGACUCCUGCCCAACUUGCUGAGCUACAGCACAACACCACUCAGCCAGCAGAGAGUCAGGUUGGAGGUUAUGACAAGCAUGCCACUGUACAGCCAGUUCCCCUAUACAGUGAGGCAGGUGCCUCUAGCCAGGAACAGUAUAAUAAUCCACCAGUGGUGAGACUGCCUAAAGGUUUAGGGCAUAACCUGCGCUGUGAUGGCAAAUUGAAUGACCAGCUUCCACCAGAGGCUCUUGCUCCUCCUGGCUAUGCCCCCCCUGCACCACCCACCUUCACCUUUAAAAGGCGUGAAGUCAAGCAGGAGGAUGACCAGCAGUACAUAAAGAAGCCUCCAAAUGCCUUUAUGCUCUUUUUAAAAGAGCAGAGGCCAAAUUUUGAGGCUGAAGUGCGGAUCAGAGGGAGUGCGGCUGUGAACGCCACCCUGGGACAGAGGUGGAAGUCUCUGACAGUUGAGGAGAAGGACAAAUACUACAAACAGGCCCAAAAAGAAAAAGACCUUCACGCCCAGCAACACCCCGAAUGGACAAACAAGAACAACUAUGGCAAAAAGAAGAAGAGGGUGAGAUGCCAGAGAAAUGCUUCCACAGCUGAAGCAUCUGCAUUCAGGCCAGAGGACAAGAGGUUGAUCAUGGCUCCACACACACUGGCAGGUGCGAUGAACAUUCCACACCUGCAGACAGGUGUGAUUGGAGCCAGGCCGCAGCACCGUCGUCCUGCAGCUGCCACCACCCUGGAUUCCAGUGGCUGCCCCUCUACAUCUGUUGUACCAUCCACAGAUGUAUAAGGUCUCUUCUUCCUGGCAAAAUGUCUUCCCUGUUACACCCAAAAAUGUCCAGUAAUGGAGCAGCUUGAAGCAUCUGUUUUUGUUUAACACAGUGUUCAUUAAAAAAUGUUUUUAAAUCAA
This is a messenger RNA of Larimichthys crocea (large yellow croaker), 1164 nucleotides long. Its product is annotated as transcription factor 7-like 1-A. The coding region runs from base 148 to 1044 and encodes 298 amino acids. Gene Ontology annotation, cellular component: beta-catenin-TCF complex; chromatin. The transcript has 8 exons. The record is from RefSeq and is a predicted model, not a curated record. Gene Ontology annotation, biological process: regulation of transcription by RNA polymerase II; canonical Wnt signaling pathway. Gene Ontology annotation, molecular function: RNA polymerase II cis-regulatory region sequence-specific DNA binding; DNA-binding transcription factor activity, RNA polymerase II-specific. Lineage: Eukaryota; Metazoa; Chordata; Actinopteri; Sciaenidae.